GCUUCUCCGCUAGUCGCUAUUUUAAACUCAUCCAUUUUCUUCUGAUGAACUUUUGUCGUUAAAUCAAUUUAAUUUUCAAAAUACAUAUGAAUCAUAAUAAUCUUUGCCCUCCACCCAGUACAGCGCUGGCUCCACCCCCUCCACCCAGUACAGCGCUGGCUCCGCCCCUCUACCCAGCUGUUGUACAGUGCUGGCUCCGCCCCCUCUACCCCCUCUACCCAGUACAGCGCUGGCACCGCCCCCUCUACCCAGCUAUUGUACAUCACUGGCUCCGCCCCCUCCACCCAGCUGUUGAACAGCGCUGGCUCCGCCCCCUCCACCCAGCUGUUGUACUGGACUGGCCACGCCCCCUCUACCCCCUCCACCCAGUACAGCGCUGGCUCCGCCCCCUCGACCCAGCUGUUGUACUGCGCUGGCUCCGCCCCCUCUACCCAGCUGUUGUACAGCGCUGGCUUCGCCCCCUCCACCCAGUACAGCGCUGGCUCCGCCCUCUCUACCCAGCUGUUGUACAGCACUGGCUCCGCCCCCUCUACCCAGCUGUUGUACAGCACUGGCUCCGCCCCCUCUACCCAGCUGUUGUACAGCACUGGCUCCGCCCCCUCUACCCAGCUGUUGUAAUGCACUGGCCACGCCCCCUCUACCACCUCCACCCAGCUGUUGUACUGCGCUGGCUCCACCCCCUCUACCCAGCUGUUGUACAGCGCUGGCUUCGCCCCCUCCACCCAGUACAGCGCUGGCUCCACCCUCUCUACCCAGCUGUUGUACAGCGCUGGCUCCGCCCCCUCCACCCAGCUGUUGUACAGCGCUGGCUCCGCCCCUUUACCCAGCUGUUGUAUAGCACUGGCUCCGCCCCCUAUACCCAGCCGUUGUAAUGCACUGGCCACGCCCCCUCUACCGCCUCCACCCAGCUGUUGUACAGCGCUGGCUCCGCCCCUUUACCCAGCUGUUGUACAGCACUGGUUCCGCCCCCUCUACCCAGUUGUUGUAAUGCACUGGCCACGCCCCCUCUACUGCCUCCACCCAGCUGUUGUACAGCGCUGGCUCCGCCCCCUCCACCCAUCUAUUUUUACAGCGCUGGCUCCGCCCCCUAUACCCAGCUGUUGUAAUGCACUGGCCACGCCCCCUCUACUGCCUCCACCCAGCUGUUGUACAGCGCUGGCUCCGCCCCCUCCACCCAGCUGUUGUACAGCGCUGGCUCCGCCCCCUAUACCCAGCUGUUGUAAUGCACUGGCCACGCCCCCUCUACCGCCUCCACCCAGCUGUUGUACAGCACUGGCUCCGCCCCCUCUACCCAGCUGUUGUAAUGCACUGGCUCCGCCCCCUCUACUGCCUCCACCCAGCUGUUGUACAGCGCUGGCUCCACCCCCUCCACCCAUCUAUUUUUACAGCGCUGGCUCCGCCCCCUCCACACAGAUCUCUUGCGCCUGUUUCAGCAGCGUGACCUUUGACCUCGUCCCUGCUGCUUUUUCUCUCGAUGCCGUUUAUUUUCCACGUGCUGUGAAUCGUUGGAGCUGUGGUUCUGACUCUGUCCUACUUUCGUUGUGCGUCUGUGGCGUAACCGUGUGAACAUAUGUUGACAAGUGCCAUGACCCGGCCGUGCGAUGCUUACAUGAAGUCUAAACCAGGAAGUGAUCAGUGCUGGUAACUCGACACCAGCACACAGACCAGUUCCAUUAUUGCUAUUAUUAUUAUUCUGCUUCUGAUUAUUAUUAUUAUAUUACUAUGGUGACUAUAAUUACUUCUGUAUCGUCAGCGAUUCUCCUCAUAAUCAGCUCAGAGUUUGUUGUUCAGCCAUGUAUUUUUUUAUUUUCAGAUUUUUAUUUGAGUUUUCUUUUUAUUAUUAAACUUGAAAUGAACUAACA
Molecule: messenger RNA, 1862 nt
Organism: Nothobranchius furzeri (turquoise killifish)
Lineage: Eukaryota; Metazoa; Chordata; Actinopteri; Cyprinodontiformes; Nothobranchiidae
Source: RefSeq, a predicted model, not a curated record